AAACCCGUCCUCGCACUGUCGAAAGUUCAGGGAACCGCGAAAUCCUCUCGUUUAUAAAUAUAUAUGGUUUUUUUUUUUUUUUUUUCAUAAAUUCAUAUUUCCUUCUUUGUCCUCAAAAAAAUUUCUUUUCAGCAAAAUUUUUUUUUUACUUUAUUCACGAAGAAAAAAAAACAUUUAAGAAGAAAGAGAAAAAUUAAUUUAUUAUCAAUGGAAUGUUAAUUUAAAAAACUUUAAAAAAGAGUGGUGAUUGAAAAUAUAAAAAGUGUGAAAGCAAAUUAUUAGAAAUUUUUUUUUUUCUUCUAAAAUUGUGAAAAAUUACAAUAAUGAAGCGAAAAUACGUGGUGUGUUUUUUGUGGACGUUAUUACUUUUGCAUUCUGAUUAUGCAUUGGGAGAAGCGAAUCCCCCGAAUUUACCCUCUUCGGAUUUAUCGCAAUUACACAACUUUCCAGAUCCAGCGGAUCAAAGGCCACGAUUAUCAGUUCAACAGCAGGCUCAUAUUUUAAGUGACGUUCAACAACAUCAACAACAAUAUACAGACACAGAAACUGAUAGUCCAACAUUAAAUCUCUAUUCAACAUCAUCAUUAUCAGAUUUACCAACACCACCAACGACACCAUAUGCAUCACUUUCAAAAUAUAAAGUCGAUAGAGCCAAACAACAACAUCAAUUACAACAACAAUUACAUCGUCUACAACAAAGAAUUUAUCAACAGCAACAACAUCUCAAUCAACAAUUAAGUAAAAGUUACUUAGACACAGCUCAAAGUCAAUAUACACCAAUUAUUAAAUCAAAUCAAUAUCAUCAAUUGCCAAGAUUUAAUACAAAUAAUAAUCAAUAUCAAUCGCAUUCACCAAAUUAUGUUCGCGAUGAUUUAAAUCAACCAUUCUUUAGCGAUCAACAAACAUUACAAUUGCAAAAUUAUUUCGAACAACAGAGACAAUUGGAAAUUCUUCAAAGGCAACGUGAACAAUUAUUACUUCAACAACAGGAUUUAAGAAGACAACAGGAAUUAUUGAAAUUGGAACAACUUCAAAGACUUAAUGCUGCUACAACAACAACAACACAAUCACCACCGCAAAUUACUUCGACAAAUUCACCAUUAUUAUUGUCAUCGCCAACGGCAAGAAGAAUAACACCGGCUGAAAGUGAAUUAUUUUUAAAAGCAAUUGCAACACAUCAAAAAAAAUUUGUUACAUCAACAAGUGUACCGCCAACAACGACAACAACAACAACAACUACUACUACUACGUCUACGCAAAAAUCGGGAAAAACAAGACAGGAACGUGUACGAUUAAUUGAUUCAGAAGCUAUUAAUCAAGAUGCACUUCUUUCAUUACUUGAAGGUCAAACAAAUAAGGGAAAAUCGCAAGUUAAAUUUAUUUAUCAAAAUGAACAACAACAAAGUGGACCGUCAUCUGUUUCUGAUAGAGAUGCAUUAUUGAGACAAUUGAAACAAGUUCUUUCGAAAUCUAAUGAACUUGAGGAUGAGAGGAACGUUACUACAAGGGAAAUAGUGUUGUCAAAUGGAAAGAAAGUUCGUGUGAUUAAUGCCGGUGGUUCGUCAAGUUUAUUAUCAUCAGUGACAACAAUAAAACCACCAAAGGCAAUAUUUGAUGAAUUAACAAAAGGCGUAUUACCGCCGGGAGCUGAUUUUGAAGUAAUUAGACAUAAAGAAGAUGGAAAGCUUGAGGAAAUUGGAAAAAUUCCACUUUCAAAUUUACCAGCAAAGAAAGUAACAUUUGUGGUUUUAGAAGAACAACCAGACGGUAGUUAUAAAGUUCAAGGGGUGAAAGGUAAUGCGGAAAAAGACAGUACAGUUGAUGUACAAUCAAUUGUCGAUAGAAUUAAAAAAGGUGAACUCAAAUUACCACCAAGUUCAUUGAAUCCAUCAACAAUUUCAAAUUCACUUCCUGUCACUGCAACAACAUCAACAAAUAGAUUUGAAAAUAAUUUUCCAUCAUCCACCGAAAGAUCACGUUUCUCAUCAACUUCAUUUAGACGCGGUUCGAGUAAAUCGUCAACGGAAAAUAUUCCCCACGUGACAGUGUCGCCAAAUUCAGUAUCAUCGACAGAUAAGUAUGUGACAUCAGCGUCAUCAUUUACCGGUCAUGUUUAUAAUAAUAUUGAUGAUGAUGAUAAUGAUAAUUUAAGGACAAAUAGUUUUGCAAAUACAGGAAGAAUUCCAUUUGUGCCAACUAUUUUGCCAUCAAAUGACAAUGGUGGAACAACAACGGAAAAAUCAUUUAUUUCAACAACAUAUAAACAACAUCCAUCACAAUUGACAUCACAAAUUAAUUAUUCAUCACAAUCAGUGACAUCGUCACCAACACCACGUUCAAUAUCAAGUACAAUGAAGACAAUAUCAUCGAGUACACUAUCGGGUAAUAUUAUUCAUCAAGAUAACUAUGAGAGAAGUACAUCAUUGCCAUCAUCAACAAUUGCAUCUUCAUCAUCAUCAUCAUCAUCAUCAUCGCCAUCAUUACCAGAGAGCCUUAAUGUUUUAUUACGAAGAGAAGGUCUUUUUGCCAUGGCUAAAUAUUUAAGACAAUCGGGAUUGGAUAAUGUAUUGAAUGAAACUGGACCAUAUACAAUAUUUGUUCCAACUGACAAAGCCUUUAGAACACUCUUGGUACAAUUAGGAGGUCCUGAAAAGGCUGAUCAAAAAUUCAAAGACAAUCCUCGACUUCUUAGUGGUUUACUAUUACAUCACGUGAUACCAGGUGCAUUUAAAAUCAACACAUUGUUGGACGAAAUGACCGGUGUUAGUUUAGCAGGAACACAACUUCGAGUAAAUGUUUAUUCCAUGCAUGAUCAUGAGUGGAACGACGUCAAAGUAACAACAAUAAAUGGAGCUAGAGUGGCUCCCAAUAAGCGUGAUAUCGAAAUUCCUCAAGGUAUUGCUCACGCCAUCGAUAGAGUUAUGUUCCCACUUCCGGUGGGUGAUUUAAUGCAGACAUUACAGGCUGAUCGUGAACGAAGGUUUACUACUUUCAUCAAGCUUUUACACUCUUCUGGUCUCGAUGAAAUGCUUUCUGGACCAAAAACAUAUACAGUUUUUGCACCAACUGAUGCUGCAUUUGCGGAAGCUGCAACAAAAACUGGUAGCGCCUUAUGGAGAGAAUCAGAUGGACCUGAUGCUGCAAAAGAAAUAGUUACGAGGCACAUAAUUCCAACGACUUUGUACACGGCAGGAAUGAGGUUUUAUCAUCAAAAAGAAACGCUUCGUGAAAAAACGCCGCCAAUUCAUAUUCAAAAAACAGGUGGACGAAUUCGAGUAAAUGAGGCUCAUAUGAUAACGUACAAUGUGCCAGCAACAAAUGGAGUUUUACAUGCAAUUGACACAGUUUUGUAAAGACGAAGGCAAAAAAAAAAAAAUAAUAUUUAAAUGCCAGUUACCGGUAAUUGUAUAAAAAAAAAAAAAGCCAAACACACAUAGCUCCUAGCGAUGAUCUAUUACAAUUAAGAUGCAAUCUUGACUGAAAGUAUUAUUUAAACUUAUAUAUUAUAUUUUAAAUUCAAUUUCAAAACCUGAAAGUGAUUAUUUUAAUUAUUAAUUUCCCAGCUGUAAAUUAUUUUUAAUUAUCUUUUUUUUAAAUCAGAAAAUUGCAUCUCUAAUUAUAUUUAUAAUAUAUAAGUCGUAGUAAUAUAUUAACCGUCAUUAUUUUUUAGUUGACAGUGUGAAAUUUAUUUUUCACCAAUUAGAUAUGUUUUCAUUUAUACACGUAUAUAGUAAGAGACUGCUUUCAAGAAUUUACUUUCUUUCGAAUAUUUAUCUUUUUUUUUUUUUAUUUUUAUACAAUUUCUACAUUGUUUGAAAUAUUUUUACAACUCUUACUUGAAAUAAUCGUGUUAUUAUUUUAAUACUGUCAGUCAAGAAUGUUUAAUCUCCUCGUAUUUAUUUAAAAACAAAAAAGAAACUAAUUAAAAAAUUGUUUUUUAAUUUUUCAAAUUUUUUUCAAAUUUUUCUAAUUUUAGAAUAACUUUUACUUGAUUCAAAAUAAAUAAUUAUCAAGUAAAUUGUUUAUUAGAUAGUAUUAAUGAAUUACUUGAGUGUAAAAAAAAAAAUUAUUUGACUGAAUAAUUUAAAUAAUACGAGACGAUCAUUGAAAUUUUUCGAGCUGUCCAAUAAACGAAAUGCCAUAUAUUAAAAAUGAAUUGAACGAAAUCGAGAAAGGAUAGUUUAUGAGCCUCUUUCUUUUUAAUAAUUUAUACGAAUAUUAGUAUUAGACGUAUGCGUUCUUUUAAUUUAUACAUCGUAAAAAAAAACAAAUUUAUACACGCAUUUACGUACUUGUAUUCACGACAUAUAAUUACGUUCGGUUUUAAGGUAGCUUGUAUACUUUAUAAAUAAAAUGUACAGACUUUUUCAUGAAA
Messenger RNA from Leptopilina boulardi, 4375 nucleotides. Its product is annotated as ras guanine nucleotide exchange factor R-like. Bases 324 to 3353 code for a protein of 1009 amino acids. NCBI's taxonomy places the organism in Eukaryota, Metazoa, Arthropoda, Insecta, Hymenoptera, Figitidae. The record is from RefSeq and is a predicted model, not a curated record. The transcript is spliced from 10 exons.